AUGUGGCGGUGGGUUGGGCUGCUGUCACCGAUUGGAUCGUCCGAGACCAUUUGGUUUACGGGGCUUUUUACCAUGUGCCUCUGGUGCCAUAUCGUAGUGCUUACUAGCAACCCGGGGACGGUUCCUUUCAAACUGAAAGGACUUCCGCCUUCUGUAGCAGAGGAUGAGGAUGAUGAUGCUGAUGAUGACGUGGAGGAGAUUGAGGAGGAGAUGCAAUUGAAUGAAUACGAAGAGUGCGAGGACGAUGGCUCGCUACUGCUUUAUUGUGACGAGUGUGGCAUUUAUCGACCAACUAGGGCCACGCAUUGUCACACUUGCAGGCGAUGCAUUGUACUGCAGGAUCAUCACUGUCCUUGGGUCAACAAUUGCGUGGGCAUAGGAAACCAGAAGGCUUUUCUGUUGCUAUUGCUAGAGAUCAAUUUCCGGGAAAAUUAG
Molecule: messenger RNA, 435 nt
Organism: Plasmopara halstedii
Lineage: Eukaryota; Oomycota; Peronosporomycetes; Peronosporales; Peronosporaceae
Product: zinc finger family protein
Exons: 5
Coding region: 1-435 (144 amino acids)
Biological process (GO): protein targeting to membrane; peptidyl-L-cysteine S-palmitoylation
Cellular component (GO): Golgi apparatus; endoplasmic reticulum
Molecular function (GO): protein-cysteine S-palmitoyltransferase activity
Source: RefSeq, a predicted model, not a curated record